GCACAGAAUCUCACUGUUCUGGUUAAUCAUGAAACUCCAUUUGCUCACUGUUCUGCUCUCGCUUGUUCUACUUUCUGUCAAUGCCAAGCCAUCAAAGGAGAAAGACUUCCAAUUUUCUGAUGGAAACUUGGGUACUCCGAUGGAAAAAUAUUUUGAACAAAUGGGAUUCGAGCAAAAAGAGAGAAAUGAGCAAAUUAUAAAUAAACCAUCGAGUGAAGAUGAAUCAUCAACAGCAACCAUUCCAAACACUGACCAUCAUCAAUUAACUUGGAUUCCAAAUGAUGCAUACCUUUUCAUUGGUAAAACUCGGUACUACUUCAGAGAAAACUGGAUUAAGCUUCCACCAAUCGGAAUGAAAGUUACUGAAGUUGAUUCAAUUGUUCAAAUGCCAGAAAUGAACCAUCAAGAAGUUGAAGAAUUGAGAAGAGAAACCGAGAAAAAAGAAGGAUAUGUGGAUCCCAAAGAGUUUGAAAAGAUCCAUGAUACCAUCAAAUUUUCGUUCACCAUGGACACAUUCACUUACUAUUUCCAUAAGUACUACACGGAAAUCCUCCUUGUUACAGCCGUGAUUGUAAUCAUCUGCAUUGCUGUUGGAUUGCAUCAUUAUAAGAAGAAAGUUGAAGAAAAGGAUCAACUUCAUUUUGCAUAAAUUCGUUUAUUGAUAAAUUUGAAAAUUGUAAUUGAAUAAAAAUAAAUAAAAUGUC
Caenorhabditis elegans is the source of this 704-nucleotide messenger RNA. RefSeq names its product SKN-1 Dependent Zygotic transcript (gene sdz-27). The record is from RefSeq and is marked reviewed. The transcript has 3 exons. NCBI's taxonomy places the organism in Eukaryota, Metazoa, Nematoda, Chromadorea, Rhabditida, Rhabditidae. The coding region runs from base 29 to 649 and encodes 206 amino acids.